UUGAUGUUUUGUUAUACUAAUUUCGAUAUUACCAUAUUUGGAGUUAUGGGUUGAUGAUGUUGAUAGUUCUCCACGUGAGGACAGUGGUGUGUGUUUACCAGUGAUAAUAGUACAACUUUACGACCAGGGUGUGAAACAUGUAGUCGCGUGUUACUAUGGGCCAGUGCUUAAGUUUGGAUCAGGAAGAAUUGAAGGCACGUGCCCGUAGUGACGAUCUUGACCGACAGCUACAGAAUUGGUCCAAGCAGGAUCAAAAUGUCAUCAAGAUAUUGCUGUUGGGUGCUGCCGAGAGCGGGAAGAGUACACUGGUGAAGCAGAUGAAAAUAAUCCACAAUGAUGGUUUCUCUCACGACGAGCUGCUGUCCUUUAAGCCUGCUGUACUUGACAACCUGUUGGGUUCCAUGAAGUAUGUACUUACUGGUAUGGGACUGUUACGAAUCAACCUGGACAACCCUAAGAAUCGGGGGAACGCCCAGGCAAUCCUCACGUGCACGUGCUGCUUCGACAAGAGCCACGUGAUGCUUCCACACAUGACAAAUGCUCUAAGAGCCCUGUGGCAGGACCGUGGAGUCAGGGUGGCCGUGUCCCGAGGGUACGAGUACGAACUCAACGACUCGGCCAUCUAUUAUUUUGAAAACAUUGAGCGGAUCUGCCACCGAGACUUCGUGCCGUCGUCUGUGGACGUGCUGCGGGCCCGAGUACGAACGACUGGCAUCAUUGAGACGUGUUUUAAAAUUGACAACAUCCUCAUCAGAAUGUUUGAUGUGGGAGGUCAGAGGUCAGAACGUAAGAAAUGGAUCCAAUGUUUUGAUGACGUCAAUGCGCUUCUAUUUGUGGCAGCCCUUAGUGCUUAUGACAUGUGCUUGUACGAAGAUCCACAUGUGAAUCGACUUCAAGAAAGUUUAAAACUUUUCAAAUCUAUGUGCAAUAAUAUUUUCUUCAAGGAGACGUGUAUGAUUUUGUUUCUGAACAAGAUAGACUUGUUUAAGGACAAGAUUCGACAUUCCGGUAGACAUCUACGCCAUUUCUUCAUAGAGUAUAAAGGACCAGAUAAGGAUGUGGACCAGGCAGCUCGCUUUAUCCAGAGAGAUUUUCAGAACCAGAAUCAGAAUCCGUCCAAGGUGGUGUAUCCCCAUUUUACUACAGCGACCGACACAAGUAAUAUACAGGUUGUGUUCCAAGUAGUGAUGGACUCGAUUCUUCGACAAAACUUAAACAUCAGUGCUCUUUUAUAAUAAAAGAACCUUGGACUCCUCUCGACAUUUCUGAACAUCUUCAUCGACUUCUAAUCAUCAGCAAGGAUAGGAACUUGCGCCCAUUAAAUGAAAUCAGCUUGCUUAUAUUGAAGAUUUCCUCCUCCAGCCAGUCCUCGCCAGCUUGCCUUUUUUAGAAGCCAGGCCCAGGACACCAGCCAUUAUCAUCUGUUCGCUUGUUUCACUGAUCUUACGAUCAAACUGUUAUGAUAUGCAAUUUGAUCUCGCCAACAGUUUAUGUGAUAUUGAAUUCCUAUAGCUGAGUGUGACAUGUGAAAACAUAU
Messenger RNA from Ylistrum balloti, 1537 nucleotides. Its product is annotated as guanine nucleotide-binding protein G(o) subunit alpha-like. Gene Ontology annotation, cellular component: heterotrimeric G-protein complex. Gene Ontology annotation, biological process: adenylate cyclase-modulating G protein-coupled receptor signaling pathway. NCBI's taxonomy places the organism in Eukaryota, Metazoa, Mollusca, Bivalvia, Pectinida, Pectinidae. The transcript is spliced from 9 exons. The record is from RefSeq and is a predicted model, not a curated record. Gene Ontology annotation, molecular function: G-protein beta/gamma-subunit complex binding; GTPase activity; G protein-coupled receptor binding. Bases 156 to 1235 code for a protein of 359 amino acids.